AUGGCAGAUUCUAAAGAUGCUGGAAUGGAUGCUGUUCAGAGACGUCUCAUGUUCGAGGACGAAUGCAUUCUUGUUGAUGAAACUGAUCGUGUUGUGGGGCAUGACAGCAAAUAUAAUUGUCAUCUGAUGGAAAAUAUUGAAGCUAAGAAUUUGCUUCACAGGGCUUUCAGUGUUUUUUUAUUCAACUCGAACUAUGAGUUGCUUCUCCAGCAAAGGUCAAAUACAAAGGUUACCUUCCCUCUCGUGUGGACAAACACUUGUUGCAGCCAUCCUCUUUACCGUGAAUCAGAGCUUAUCGAGGAAAAUGCUCUUGGUGUGAGGAAUGCUGCACAGAGAAAGCUUCUCGAUGAGCUUGGUAUUGUAGCUGAAGAUGUACCGGUCGAUGAAUUCACUGCAUUGGGACGCAUGCUUUACAAGGCUCCAUCUGAUGGCAAAUGGGGAGAGCACGAACUUGACUACUUGCUCUUCAUUGUGCGGGACGUGAAGGUUAAACCAAACCCGGACGAAGUAGCUGAUAUCAAGUAUGUGAGCCAGGAAGAGCUGAAGGAGCUGGUGAAGAAAGCAGAUGCAGGGGAGGAAGGUCUGAAACUGUCUCCGUGGUUCAGAUUGGUGGUGGACAAUUUCUUGAUGAAGUGGUGGGAUCAUGUUCAGAAAGGAACACUGGGUGAAGCUAUCGACAUGAAAACCAUCCACAAACUCUGA
This is a messenger RNA of Arabis nemorensis, 702 nucleotides long. Lineage: Eukaryota; Viridiplantae; Streptophyta; Magnoliopsida; Brassicales; Brassicaceae. The record is from the annotation of a GenBank genome assembly.